CUGCUGCGCGGCUCUUACUUUAUACUGCGGGCGAUGUACAAAAUUUCGCGGAUACGGCAAUAUUAUAAAGGAUUCCAGCCGUGCAUAAGCGACGCGUCCGAUAUGCGCUUUGUGCAGGCACUGUUAGACACACCACACACGUGAUCCCGAAUAUAUCGAAGUCGAAAAAGAUAAUUACGAGUAAUGAACGGAUAAUGAAGAAUAAUCGAUUGCGUAAAUAAUUACGGUAGACUAAUGUAAUCAUUUGAGAUUAUUUCAUUCAUUCGUUUCUUAGAAAUGGUAGGACCGGAAAGUCACUUUCCUUUCAUCCAACUUCCAAGUAUUGGUACAUUAGACACUGAUACGUUAUAACACUUACAUUAUCUCCUGCAAUCUAGACCUUUUAUACUGCUGUCAUCUGCACUUUUACAUAACGAUAACGAUUAGUUCACCGUUGAAAGUAAUUACCCUCUGGCUGUUAAGAUAUCAUCGUUUUAUCAUUUAUAUUUGAGUAAUUUUUUAUAAUUAGUUUUUACGAUUUCAUUCAAUAUCUCGAUCAUUCUUACAUCUUUAACGAGAACAGAUUAUAUACACUUACUGAAUCGAAACAAUUGUUUCCAGCUCCCCUCCCCACCUCAAUGGAUAAAACGCUCUGCGGCGGUUGGUGACAAAAUCGAAAUUUUAAUUGUUCGCUCGCGGCGGCGGCACGACGAAACGCCGUGUUGUGUCUUAAAAAAGAGCGGAACACGCACGUGCGAUUUGAAUUGCGAAGUCUUAUAAAUAACGCGCAGAUAAGCAGUUUACAGUUGCAGCUCGUGAUGCACGUGUGGGACGUGCGGGACUUCCUCGAUAUCGAGUGACGGAAUUGCUCGACUCUUGAUUGAGUUAUUUUUUUUUUUUUUUUUAACAGCGAACCCGAGGCUGCUUUCGAUUGAAUAUACCAUCGGCUCAAGCUCCCGGUCGAAAUUUAGCGGACAAGGUCGCGAUUAUGCGCACCGAUUGGCAAUCAUUGAACAAUUAUCCGAAAUAAUUUCAAAACUACCGCUCGCGCAUGCUUUAGCGAGUUGAUACACACAGCACAGGACCGCAUCAGCUGGCUGCAGCGGCAGUCAUAUAUUUUACCGCUGCGGAGGCGAUCGCGCUUUAUUACACACGCUGCGUACACACACACAUACACAUACAGAAUUGACAACCCGCAGCAGUGACAGAUCUUCCUCAUCCUGAUCGCGAUGUCCGUCGUGCAGCAGGAAACGUCGGCCUACUACGAUUUGGGCCAAAUCGAAGAAUCCACGUUCGAGAAAUUGCUCGAUGAUAUACAGAUUUCCGACGAGGAUGUCAGCUGCCAGAAAAUAUUGACAGUACAAUCCAUACAGAAAUGGCAAACUGCAUUGAAGCAAGAAGGGUGCUCCAGUAAGAUCAUAAAUCAUGUAUUAGAAAGUUUUCAACAUCAUACAAUUUCAGACUUUGCGGAAUUUUUCAAAAAUUAUUAUAAUUCAUAUGGAAAGUUGAUUCCGAAAGCUCUAAAGGACUAUCUACGAAUUGAUGAUGAUUAUAAAAUGCAGCCUUAUAAAUCUAAAUUGUUUCCUAAAAUUGAGAAGUCUCUAAAGAUAUACAUUGUCAGUUUGUUAAAGGCAUCAGCUUGUGGAUUAACAAACCAAGUCAAAAGUACACACUUUUUACACCACUUAUGCGACAUGUUACCAUUUAUUCGGAGCUUUUCUCGAUUACAUAAACCACUUUUAUGUAUUGUUUUGGCACAUUGGUCUCUCGAUUGUAAGACUAAAACAGUCAUGGCAGCUAGUAUGUGCCUUAUUUCUGUGGUAGCGGAUCAAAAAUUUAACAUAUGUCCAGAAUCUUUGUUUAAGGAUAUGUUGAUGGAAUAUGUGAAAUUAAGAAUACUCAUUUUUCAACAAAACUCUGAACAAGAAAUUGAAAAAUUUCUUAAUAAAUUGAGUUGUAUGCAAUUAUUUUUAGUGAAAUUUUAUCUGCUUCAAAAUGAUACUUCUUACAAAAUAGCUUUUACAUAUCUUCGACAAAUGGGAUAUAUGAUUGAACAAGCUGAUGCAGAUCAGUCCACGAAGUACUGCCAAGAUAUUUAUAACUGGGAAUUCAUUAGUAUGCUGCAAAUUUUGUCUGAAGUAGUUUCAAUGUCAGAAGAACCAUCAACUUUACGUGAACUACUACAUCCUGUCGCACAAAUGAUAAUAGCAGUGAUAAAGCUCAAACCUAGUCAAAAAUUUUAUCCUUUGAGAUUUCAUUGCAUUCGAAUGCUGAUAAAAAUGUGUGAAAAUGCUGGGGUAUAUCUUCCAGUUUUACCUCUACUUACGGAGGUACUAGAAAAAUUCGAUUUCAACAGAAGAGUAAAAAAUCCUCGAUGGUCUCCUCUAUCGCCAUGGUUGCUUUUAAAUAUAUUGCAAGCUCCCUCGGAUGUCGAUCAAAAUGCCUACAGUGACUCUGUGAUUAAUUUUGUUUACGAAUUAAUCCUGGAAUUCACAGCAUCACAAAGUCAUUGCUGUUACUUUCCGGAUAUGGUCCUUCACGUUCUUUGCAAGCUGAAGGUUUUUCAAUUAAAAUGCGAAGUUUCCAUUUAUAACGAAAAAAUUAAACAGCUAAGUGAAAAGAUUGAAGAAAAUUGCCGGUUCAUUGUACAGAAAAGAACUAACGUUACUCUCAGUCUAACGGACAUGCAUGAAAUACAGUCAUGGGAAUCAGUGACUAAAAGAACAAAUACACCAUUGGCUAAAUUUUUACUACAGCGAGUAAAAUCGAAAAAGAAUUAUUUGCCAGUAAAUACAACAAAAAUUCUUGAUCGUUUUGAGAGUUAGUUGUUAAAAUUAUAUAAAUUUAAUGGUGAUUAUUAGUUGUUAAAGUAAUUUUUGAUUACUCAAGUAUGAUUAUUCAAAUUACAUGUAAAUUUGUCAAAUAUUUUUUAUAUAGUUAAUAUAUAAACUAAUUUUUUAUGAUUGUUAUCUCAGUAAACUAUUUUAUACUUACACGUAUAUAGCCAAUGAAAAAUAAAAAUAACUAAUAUUUUAUUACUUUUCAAAUAUCAUAACAUGCAGUAUUUGAAAUUGUAGAAAAUAAGCUCUUAAAAUUUUUUCUAUAUUUUGUAUUUAAUGCUAAAUGGAGUUUUGAAAUGAUACGAAAAAUCAGUAAAUUAAAAAUUAAACAGGCUUAAUAAAACCACAAUAUCAAUUUUUACCACAAAGGUUUUUUUUUCUAUCAGAGU
This is a messenger RNA of Trichogramma pretiosum, 3208 nucleotides long. RefSeq names its product nucleolar complex protein 2 homolog. The coding region runs from base 1209 to 2804 and encodes 531 amino acids. Gene Ontology annotation, cellular component: nucleolus; Noc1p-Noc2p complex; Noc2p-Noc3p complex. The record is from RefSeq and is a predicted model, not a curated record. Gene Ontology annotation, biological process: negative regulation of transcription by RNA polymerase II; ribosomal large subunit biogenesis. NCBI's taxonomy places the organism in Eukaryota, Metazoa, Arthropoda, Insecta, Hymenoptera, Trichogrammatidae. The transcript is spliced from 9 exons. Gene Ontology annotation, molecular function: histone binding; transcription corepressor activity.